Prorocentrum cordatum is the source of this 523-nucleotide messenger RNA. Lineage: Eukaryota; Dinophyceae; Prorocentrales; Prorocentraceae. The record is from the annotation of a GenBank genome assembly.
AUGGGCGAGCGGGACGAAGCCCGCAGGAACGGCCGGCGGGAAGCGGAGGCCCAGGCUGAACACAGAAAUCGAAAGUCUGCCAAAGUCGAUCGCACGGAGUGCCUGGACAUCACGAUAGGGAGCAUCACGGGAGAGGAACUUGGCAAGGCCAUCAAGAAAGUGAAGAAUGGGAAAGCAGCUGUGGAGGUGCCGGCUGAGUACUUGAAGGCUGUCCUCGAGGCCGAUUUGAGCAGGGAAGGGUGGCUGUUGUCGCUUAUGCGGUUGUGUUGUGAAACGAAGACGACGCCGAGUCCGUGGCAUGUCUCACAGGACGUCUUGUUCGCAGACGACGCGCUCCUGAUCAGCAGAGCAGGCAAGUACCUGGACGACUACUUGGCAGCGGUCGCCAAGUGCGGUGUUCAAUACGGUCUGCAGAUGCACUGGGACAAGGACGGGCAGAUCGGACUGACGCAGCGCCUUCUGGCUUCGCCGCAGAAGCGGAUGCUCAGAGACGCGGCCUUCCAUUGGGGCACGCUCAUUCCGG